Molecule: messenger RNA, 1324 nt
Organism: Anopheles funestus (African malaria mosquito)
Lineage: Eukaryota; Metazoa; Arthropoda; Insecta; Diptera; Culicidae
Gene: Elp4
Product: elongator complex protein 4
Exons: 3
Coding region: 162-1271 (369 amino acids)
Biological process (GO): tRNA wobble uridine modification
Cellular component (GO): transcription elongation factor complex; elongator holoenzyme complex; cytoplasm
Source: RefSeq, a predicted model, not a curated record
UUCACCAGGAAACGCAGCUUCGUAUUUGGCCCAAAAGUUUGACACUGUCAAAGAUUACACAAGGGUUCAGCAGUGUUGGAAGUGUUUAUGUUUUUUUCAGCUAUCGGGAAAAAUAAAACCGGCUCUUCGGAAGUAACAACAAUUAAUUAAACACGUGCCGAAUGUCUGGAUUUGUAAAGCGUCGACGUGCUUUAAACAUAAAAGGUACGCGGCUAUCCGUGCACACGGGCCAGCCGAUAACUUCUUUAGGAAAUCCCUCACUGGAUCAUGUUUUUGGUGGCGGAUUUCCCAUCGGUUCAAUCAUUGGUAUCGGCGAAGACAAACAUGGAAGCUAUGCAAGGGUAUUAUCGAAAUACUUUCUCGCCGAAGGAAUCGUAAACAAACAUCCGCUGCUGCUUGGAACGAUGGAAGAAGAUCCAACGCAACUGAUCGAAAAAUUACCAACACCCAUUGAAGGUAAUGCAGCAUCGUCGGAAAGUAGCACCGACCAGGAACCAGAAACCAUGCGCAUCGCAUUUCGUUACAAUCAGCUAGCACCUGUAGAUUCUGAACAGAAAUCAUCCACAGCUCUUGGACACUAUUUCGAUCUUACAAAAACAAUAAGUUCCACCACGUUACUUGGACACGAUAUAACGCAUUGGAACGGAGAUGAAGUACUUGUAAAUGAUGGCGGGUUCGUGGGUUCGUUUAAAAAUCCACAAUAUGCAUCGCUAUUGUACUCCAUACAUCGGAAAGCAAGUGAGCAACAGUUUAAUUCCGCUUCGGACGAAACCUCAAAAAAUGUGUUACGAAUUUGUUUAAACUCAAUCGGUUCUCCAUCGUGGUAUGAUAGAAACUUUUCUGACGAUUUUCUACGAUUCAUCGUUUUACUAAAAGCAAUCGUACGGAACACACUGUCAGUUUGUUUGAUUACCGUACCAUUCCAUCUGUUUAACCACCUAGACGAUAUUCAACUGUGCAGGAAAGUGCGAAAUUUGUUUGACUUUUCUUUCGAACUGGAAGCAUUUGCCGGCCAGCAGGAAGAACAAACGAAUCCUGUCUUUAAAGAGUAUCACGGCUUGCUGAACAUCACUAAAAUAGCACCAUUUAAUAGCUUGGCACCCUUCCAUCCCAAAACGCGCGAUUUAGCGUUCAAGCUGAAACGGAGCAAGUUUGUGAUCGAAAAGUUACAUCUUCCGCCAGAUAUUGCAGAUGACGAUAGCGCCGCUAAACAUUCAGCGCCAACACUUGGUUGCGCUAGUAGUGGAAUGAAAAGCAAGUUGGAUUUUUAGCUGGAUCCUGAAGCAAUAUUGUUAACAAAUAUAAGAAAUUGUUCUUCUUCGAA